Parus major (Great Tit) is the source of this 3497-nucleotide messenger RNA. It is a transcript of the gene FAM174C, whose product is annotated as family with sequence similarity 174 member C. The transcript is spliced from 3 exons. Gene Ontology annotation, cellular component: extracellular region. The coding region runs from base 38 to 460 and encodes 140 amino acids. NCBI's taxonomy places the organism in Eukaryota, Metazoa, Chordata, Aves, Passeriformes, Paridae. The record is from RefSeq and is a predicted model, not a curated record.
GCGGCCGCCGCUCCCGCUCCGCCGCCCCGGCCCGGCCAUGCCGCGCCUCCUCCUCCUCCUUCUCCUUCUCUUCCUCCUCGUCCCGCACCUCGGCCGCGCCACCACCCCCAGCCCGGGGAACAGCACGGAGCCGCCGCGGGCGGCCACACGGAACGAAACUCAGUCGGGGUCGGAGCAUGAGUCCGGGCCGAGGCUGUCGGUGGGGUCGGGGCUGCCGGUGCUGAGGCGGGCGGUUUAUGUGCUGAGCGCUCUGUCGGCGCUGGCCGCGCUUUACUUCGUGCUGCGGGCGUUCCGCCCCAGGUCCGAGGGCCCCAGAAAUGAGCCCAAAACUCAUUUCAGGUUGAAGAAACCCCAGAGGAAGAAGUACGGGCUGCUCUCGAGCCAGGACGAGAACAUGGAGCUGGGCUCCCUCGACAGUGACGAGGACACCGUGUUUGAAACCCGGAACCUGAGGCGAUGACUCGGGAUCAGCAGCACUGCCUGGAAUGGUGGAGGAUCCAGUCCCAGUGGAAUCUCCAGUGCUCAAGUUUUAUAUCUGCUUACAGUGACUUAAUUAACAGUUGGAGCCCUUCCAUAGCUGGGACAGGGGAGAGGGGACCAAACCUGUUUUCUUCACGUGCAUUCUUGGGGACAUUUCUGGGGAAGGAUGGGAGCUCUUCACUGCAUAGGUAAGGGAGAGGUAAGGGAGAGGUAAGGGAGAUGCUCCUGGAUGAUUUUCAGCAGCUGAAAUCUGAGCCCGAGAGCUGCCCCUGUGCCUCAUAUCCCUCUCUCUUUGCCCUGGAAGCAUCAGAUUCCUUUUCCAGGCUGAUCCUCUUUCCUUCCUGCAGUAUCAGGUUACUUCUUUGGGAAGUGUCUCUGUAAUCUGCUCCUGGGAGGAGCUGGGAGAGCUCUCGGUGUCUGUUACUCAAACGGGGGUGGGAGGGUGAUAGUUCAGACAGAACAGCUUUGGGAAUGAGUUAAACGAGUUAAAUUUUGCAGGAUUGGCAGUUACUGGGAUAAUCCAAGUAAUUCAUGGGUUUACAGACAUGGUUACGAAUGAAAGGGGCCACAACCCAAAGGAAUAUUUCUCCAAAAGAGCCACCAAAAGGACUGGGAAUGCCUGGACUCUGCCCAGCCCCUGUGGUGAGUUCUCCAGGGACAUGUGUGACAUCUGCCAAGCUCUGGAGUUUGUGAUACCUGAGGAAGAGCCAGGUGUGAGCCAGGAGCAGCUGAUGACUGGAAAAGGGGGGACCCCAGCCCCUCUGGACUGUGAUUCAGGGUUAUCUCCUCUCAAGGACCCCGGAGUUUCGUUCCCUUGGCUGGUACUCAGCCAGGAUCUUUCCUGCAGCCCAUUGUUAUGUGCAUAUUUGGGAUCUGAUCGUGUAGGACCAAAGGUGAAUGUGUCAGGAGGUUGUUGUUGGGUGCAUCUGCUGCUAAAGCAGUGAAAUCUGCUCGCCAAGUGCUCCUGCCCGUGGCCUUUUCCUGGAAACUGGCAGCACAUCCUUAAAUCCCAUUUCCCCACCCAAGCUGGUAGUGCCUUUGUUUGGAGAACCCGAGGGAUUUGCCCUGUGGGCAGGGAGGGUCCCUGUGGCACCUUUAGGGUGAAUAUUUAGAAUAUCUUUGGAAUGUCUCUGACUCCUUUCCUUUGGCUUGCAAAUCCCCUGUGGAUCAGGGGCACCGCUGAGAGGGGACAGGGAUGUGCUGAUCAGGGAGAGGCUGGGGGCUGGCAGCUGCUGCAGGAUCUCCAGAGGCAGCUGAGGGAGUGCUGUGAUCCUGUGCUUUGUCUGUUCAGGACAAGUGAGGUUCCCUGGAGAGAUCCCACCUCCGUGGCAGCUCUGUCUUGCAUGUGCACAAAGAAUUUUAAAACACAUAUAUAUAUAUAUUUUUAAUAAGGUUGCCUGUUCGCACACAGUGCUUGGAUGUGCCCUGUUUUCCUGUUUUCCUGUCCAUUGGAUCGUUUCACACCUAUUUUGGGUGUUCCCUGCUUGUUGUAGCUGCUGCAGAGGUUCCAUGUGGGAGUUGCUGGGAUGAUCCUGAUCCUGCAGGGCUGCAUGUGCUGGUAAUUCCCUGGCUCUUCUAUUCCCUCUGGAAUGUUCCCUGUGCUGUUAAAGCCAGAUGGGCCCAACUGUCCCAAUCCACUGCCAUGCUCAGUGUUUGACCAGCACAUUCCUCAUCCUUUACCUGGAGUGAUGAACCUGAGCAUUCCUCAGGCUCCCCUCUUGUUGGACAGGUGGGGUUUGCAUUUCUCAAGUUUCCUCACCUCGCAGGAGUGGAGCAUUUGUUAAAUGAUUCGCAUCAGAGGGAACCUCAAGCAGUAGAUCCUGCCCUGAAAAUAAUUCUGGAAUUAAUUUUGGCUGGAGCAGAUGUGUUUGAGCAGGGAAAGGCCUGGAGCAGGUCAUGAGGUGCCUGGGCUGUGCUGUGUGGGUACCAGAGAAGGAAAUUGAGGUGCCAGCCUGGAAUUUCUACACCACUUCCAUGUUUUCAGAGUCCUGCUGGCUUUAAAGUCCUUUAAAUCUUGCUGACCUUUAAAGGGUGCAGGGUACAAAGGUACUUGUGGGGCUGUCACUUGUCCUGGUCUUGGCCUGGAGACAGGUUGGAGCUGUAAUCAGAGAAGCUGAAAUCUCUGAAGCUGUUUCCACUUCCAUCCUGCCCCUUGGCAGCAGCUGGCAUCUGGAUUUACCCUUUGCAGGCUGUGACAUUCCAUCCCUGCUCUGCUCUGAGUCCUUGGAGGCCUUUUCUAAGAGGAGAAAACCAAGUGACAGACCUGAGAGUCCUUGGGGUGCUCAGCAUGAUCCCAUUUCUCUGGGAAGAAUCGGCAGGAGCUGUCACUUCCUGCAGUGUGAGCAGGGCCAGGCCAGGUGUUUUUGGGCUGGAUCCUGCAAAUAACAGCAGCUUUGAACACCUCACACGACAUUUCCACAGAGGAGCAGUUCAAGUGUUCCUUCCAUUACUCUUUCAGUUCCUCCACGUGUAUUUGAUAACUUUGUUUUAGGUCUUUUUGCACCAGUUGGAUCUUCCAGUAGCUUUCCAGUUUUAGUUUUUCAGGCUAAACAUGGGAAUGCAAACAGAGCUGCCUGUGCCUGGCCCUGGGCAGGCUGAAGCCUCACCAGCCACUGCUGCACUUUUCUUUCUCCUGGAUGAAUCAGGGUGUUGGUGGAGGCUCCACGUGCCUGUUGGUCUGCAGGAUUCCUGCUCAUCCCAGCCCAAAGGAGCCACGACCCGUAACACCAGCGUGCGUCACGACUGACAACAACAGUCUGCUCUGAAUUACGCCAAAGCCAAUUUCCCAAAGUUUACAUCAUCCUUCUGUUAUCUUGGAGGCUUUCUGGGAUGCUCUGCUGCUGUUACUGGCCUGCCCAAACCGACUGGGCCAUCUGCAGGGUUAAUGGGAUCCGUGGGAUCCAUGGGAGCGGGGUGAGAUCAGCUCUGUGGGUUUUGUUCUGUGCCUGGGAUGGGACCUGCAGCACUGGGAGUGCUGGGAGUGGGAAUCAAUAAACAAUAAAAUAAAUAAAACUUGA